AUGGAGGGGAUACGUCAAAAUGGAGUGGUACUUCGUGAGCACCCGUUGAAAAAAGGUUGGAAUGUUGCGGCGUCCCGGUUUAUAUCUUUUGGAGAGGAACAGUGGCAGUACAGGAUUGAAGGACAGUCUAUAAGUUUUUGGAGAGGAACGGAAAUGUCUCCAUCUGCGAGUUGGCGUUUCAGUGAAGGGUGUGAAAUUGUCGAUGCCUGCUCUAUGCCGUUUGCAGAUGGAUCAAGAGGAGUCGUCAUUGCAGUUAAUGAUUUUGAAGGAAGCGAUCCAGUAUACUUUUUAGCGUAUUACAGUUUCGCCAGACGUUCUGUUGUCAAAAAGAUCAGAAUAAAAAACCAGAUUAGCUGCAUAUUUGUUGUGAUCGGCAACGGGCAAGAAAGUCAAAUAUCAGAAUUGAAUUCAGGGCUUAGGAACGCGCCUCACUGGAUUGCUGUGGGGACCAAAGGGGGCUCUUGUUACCUCACCCAUUUCAAUAUUAAUUCUCCCUCUGAUAUUGAUCUUCGCAUCUCGUCACCAGUAUUUUCUACUAAUGUUUCAAGUACUACAUCUAAGCUGAACUGA
Enterobius vermicularis (human pinworm) is the source of this 570-nucleotide messenger RNA. The record is from the annotation of a GenBank genome assembly. Lineage: Eukaryota; Metazoa; Nematoda; Chromadorea; Rhabditida; Oxyuridae.